CUAUAAUAACUAGGAUAUUAAAAAUGGCAGAUUCUUGCACGUUCUCUUCUCUUGGUCUAUCAAGUUGGUUGGUUAGACAGUGUGAGGGUCUUGGAUUCAAAGAGGCUACUCCAGUACAGAAGAACUGUAUCCCGCCAAUAAUGGAAGGAAGGGACUGUAUUGGUUCUGCUAAGACUGGCAGUGGAAAGACAGCUGCAUUUGCUCUCCCUAUACUUCACUCACUGUCACGUGAUCCUUACGGGAUAUACGCAUUAGUUUUAACGCCCACUAGGGAACUUGCCUAUCAAAUUUCGGAUCAGUUUUGCGUUCUCGGCAAGCACAUUGGUGUCAAAAGUGAAGUAAUUGUUGGUGGAGUUGACAUGAUGGUUCAAGCUUUAGCAUUGUCAAGGCGACCACACAUUGUUGUGGCAACUCCGGGUCGUCUGGCAGAUCACCUGCAAAGCACUGAUACUGUUUUUAUGGAGAAAAUUAAAUAUUUGGUAUUAGAUGAAGCUGAUAGGCUAUUAGAGAAAUGCUUUGAGGAUGAUUUGAGUGUCAUAUUUGAGAGACUGCCAGAGAAGAGGCAGACACUGUUGUUCAGUGCAACACUCACUGAUAGUUUAAAUAGACUAAAAGAACUAUCAACUACACCUCCUUUCUGCUGGGAAGCACCAAAAGAAAUUAGUACAGUUGAUUCCCUUGAUCAACAUUAUGUACUGAUUCCUGCUCAGGUAAAGGAUUGCUAUUUGAUAACAUUGCUGGAUCAGUUUCAUGAUGUUGAUAAGAAAACAAUCAUACUAUUCACUGAUACAUGUAGAAAUUGUGAAAUAUACGGUCUCUUAUUAAAACAAUUAGAGUUUCCGAAUGUCACUCUACAUUCGCUGAUGACGCAAAGACGGAGACUCUCUUCAUUAGCAAUGUUUAAGUCAAGACAAGUUAGAAUAUUGGUAGCUACUGAUGUUGCUAGCAGGGGUUUGGAUAUUCCACUAGUGGGUGUGGUCAUCAAUCUAAACAUACCAGCCUCUUCAAAGGACUACAUUCAUCGUGUUGGUCGCACAGCAAGAGCUGGUCAUGGAGGUCAGGCAAUUUCUCUCAUGACCCAAUACGAUGUAACAAGAGUUAAGAAUAUAGAAAAUGAUAUCAAAACUGAAUUAGUUGAGUAUCCCAUAGAGGAGGAUAUAGCAUUGAAGAAUUUAAGUGUCGUGACAAUGGCUAAGAGAGAAGUUGAUAUAAAACUAAGUGAAACUGAUUUUGGUAAGAAAAGGCGUACCAAUAUCUUAAAAAGAAAGCAGCUCUUAAUGAAACAUAAGAUGCUAAAGAAGAAAAGAAAACAAAGUAGAAAGAACAGCAACUCAAAUUAGAUCAAUUUAUUUAUUGCAAGAAGUAGUGUUUAAUUUGUCUGUGACUAACUAUUUUUCAAGUUAAAAACCAA
Molecule: messenger RNA, 1411 nt
Organism: Amphimedon queenslandica
Lineage: Eukaryota; Metazoa; Porifera; Demospongiae; Haplosclerida; Niphatidae
Product: probable ATP-dependent RNA helicase DDX49
Exons: 14
Coding region: 24-1340 (438 amino acids)
Cellular component (GO): cytosol
Molecular function (GO): RNA helicase activity; ATP binding; nucleic acid binding
Source: RefSeq, a predicted model, not a curated record